AUGCGGCUACACAAGCUCAAGAUGAACCCCGCCAAGUGCGUUUUUAGAGUCCAGGCAGGUGACUUUUUGGGGUUUAUAGUCCACCAGUGGGGCAUUGAGGUCCCUGACGAUAAGGCAAAUGCGCUACAAGGACAGAACGAGUUUGUGUGGGAACCUAAACAUCAAGAGGCUUUCGACAGAAUCAAGGCCUAUCUGGCAAGUCCACCAGUGCUUGUUCCUCCUAGAGCUGGAUUUUCAUUGAAAUUGUACAUUUCAGCAGCUGAGGCUUCCAUUGGCAAUCUCCUCGCUCAGGUUGAUGAAGAGGGUGUUGAACAUGCCAUCCUUUACAUCAGUAGGACACUCAUAGAUUGUGAAACGAGGUUUGGCAUCCCUGAGGUGUUGAUCUCGAACAAGGGGGCAGCAUUCAUGGGUGGUGAUGUUGAGAAGUUCAUCAAUGAGUUGGGCAUACAGUUUGUCCAUAGUACUCCCUAUUAUGCUCAAUCCAACGGUCAAGCGGAGGCCAGUAACAAGAUUGUCAUUACCUUAUAG
This is a messenger RNA of Rosa chinensis, 528 nucleotides long. RefSeq lists its product as uncharacterized. The transcript has 3 exons. Bases 1 to 528 code for a protein of 175 amino acids. The record is from RefSeq and is a predicted model, not a curated record. Gene Ontology annotation, molecular function: nucleic acid binding. Gene Ontology annotation, biological process: DNA integration. NCBI's taxonomy places the organism in Eukaryota, Viridiplantae, Streptophyta, Magnoliopsida, Rosales, Rosaceae.